Haliotis rubra (blacklip abalone) is the source of this 1559-nucleotide messenger RNA. RefSeq names its product uridine diphosphate glucose pyrophosphatase NUDT22-like. NCBI's taxonomy places the organism in Eukaryota, Metazoa, Mollusca, Gastropoda, Lepetellida, Haliotidae. The record is from RefSeq and is a predicted model, not a curated record. The transcript has 3 exons. Gene Ontology annotation, molecular function: GDP-mannose hydrolase activity. The coding region runs from base 109 to 993 and encodes 294 amino acids.
AAUUUGCGCAUGCGUGUAAAUAACUUCCCUCGUUUACAAGUUUGAAAAGUCGGAGCUGACAUGUGUGCGAUAUAAACUUAAGUCUGAACUUCAUCCAGUAUCAAUAAUAUGGCAUCUUUAGAUCCUGACACUGACAUCAUGUAUGUGUGUCGAUCAAAUUUAGUACUACGUUCUCAAAUGCGAGUGAUAUUGUCGGAAACAUACAAUCGAAAAAGACUGCCAGAAGCAAUGGAACACAAUGUUGAAACUGUGUGGAGUGAUCGUCUCGCCAAAAAUCCCAAGCUAUACAAUGGUACCAAGUUCAGGAUAGAUUCAGUAUCGAUUGAGGGCGAUGCACUAACCGUAAAUCUCGGUGUAACAUGUUAUAAAGAAUAUAUAGGAAGCAACUGGUCUCCUAACGUAGAGCUAUAUCAAACUCUAGGUCGUCAAUAUUGUAACAACCCUCAGGUUUAUCUGUCAGAUCCUCUUGGCGUCGGAUCGUUUGUGUUGACCAGUGAUAAUCGUGUGAUUCUGCUGAGGAGAAGUGUACAUUGUGGCGAGGCUCCUGGUCUGUGGGACGUCCCAGGUGGACAUGCAGAGCCUGAGGAGCUGGUUGGGAAAAAGUCCUUUGAGGAAAUUGAUGUGUCAUCCAUGGAUUCUCAAGCUGUGACUGAUGAAAUCUUUGACUCUAUCCUGCGGGAGAUUCGGGAUGAGGUCAAUCUUCCCCAGUCUUCCUUGUCUGAUCCGGAACUCCUCGGUAUUGCCCGGAACACCACUAGUGCCAGCAGACCCAGCAUGGAGUUUCUUGUCAGGUGCAGUCUGAAGUCUGAGGAGGUGGUGUCUCGCUACCAGCAGGGCAACCAGGCCGAGGCUGAUGAGUCAACCAGCAUCAAGAUGCUCCCACUAGAAGAUGCUGUUGUCUUGGAAACAAAGAAUCCAGACUUGUGGAGGGAAAUGGCUCCCUCUGGAAAAGGAUGUUUCAUUCUGUACAGGUUAACAAACAGGAGUCCAUAAGACCUUCGUGACACUGCCACUGCUGCUAAUACUGUUGACCAUCCUGACACUGCCAACACUGCUGUCACUGUUAACUGCUAACACUGCUAACAAAAGAAUGCUCCAUGUGUAUUCUGGACCAUGACCGAGAAUGAAUAAUGAACUGUGACUGGGGUUUAGCAACAUAGUUAGCAGUAACAGCUGUGUAGUAAAUGCAAUGGAGUACUGAUGGAAAAUGUACAGAGUCGGUCAUGCAUGGAAUACUUAUGACAGUGUUUCUAUAUUUUAGGCCGCCGUCAUAUAGCUGGAAUAUUCCUGAGUGCAGAGUAAAACUAAACUUAAUAUAUUUUAUCGUUAUGUAGAUUUUAGUAAUGUGGGUUGCUUUACAUAUCAUGGAUUAAUGUAAUGUGGGUCGCAUCCUAUAUCAUGGAUUAAUGUAAUGUUGGUCUCAUCCUAUAUCAUGGAUUAAUGUAAUGUGGGUCUCAUCCUACAUCAUGGAUUAAUGUAAUGUGGGUCUCAUCCUAUAUCAUGGAUUAAUGUAAUGUGGGUCACAUCCUACAACAUGGAUUAAAGUAAUGUGCGUCUCA